Molecule: messenger RNA, 1385 nt
Organism: Cannabis sativa
Lineage: Eukaryota; Viridiplantae; Streptophyta; Magnoliopsida; Rosales; Cannabaceae
Product: thaumatin-like protein
Exons: 2
Coding region: 343-1077 (244 amino acids)
Biological process (GO): defense response
Cellular component (GO): extracellular region
Source: RefSeq, a predicted model, not a curated record
UAACUUUAGUUUCCUUUUUAUGGACAAACCUACAGUUUAAUAUUGUUAUCUUCUAGUCCUUUUUCAAAGAUUGAUUCUAUUGAAGUUUAAUUAGUGCUCUCAUAUAAAGAAAGCCUGCACUAGAAGGAAAGCAUAUAUGCCCUUUGUCAUGAAAGUAAAAGUAAAAAUUAUCACAUCACUAUAAAGAAACGGAUACUAAUAAUAAUAAUAAUAACAAAAUCUAAUACAUCUUUUGGCUACUCUCAAUAGUAAUUAUAUUUGCUUAAAAGGCUUGUAGUUGUGUUUGAAAUCACUAAGUAUGCAGCAUUAAUAUUCAAUCAAGUCUGAAAAUAAGAUACAAUAAUGUCAACUUACUCAAUUCUCUUCCCUUUUCUUCUGUUAAUCUCUCUGAGCAUUUCAGAUGGGGCACAAUUGAUUCUAGUAAACAACUGCAAUGAGAAUAUAUGGCCUGGUGUGCUUGGCAGUGCGGGGCAGCCCACCCCGAAAGAUGGAGGCUUUCACUUAGGAAGUGGUGAGGAAGUAGUACUUGAUGUCCCAGAGAAAUGGUCUGGGAGGAUAUGGGGUAGGCAGGGUUGCAACUUUGACAACAAUGGGAAAGGAUCAUGCAUAACUGGUGACUGUGCAAACCAAUUGCAUUGCCGAGGCAGUGGUGGGGAGCCGCCUGCCACGGUGGUUGAAAUGACACUUGGUUCUUCAUCUUCACCACUUCAUUUCUAUGAUGUCAGCCUUGUGGAUGGCUUUAACUUGCCUGUUUCGAUGAAGCCUGUAGGGGGUGGGGUUGGAUGUGGAGUGGCGUCUUGUGAAGUGGAUUUGAAUGUUUGUUGCCCUUCUGCUUUGGAAGUGAGGAGUGGUGGAAGGGUUGUGGGGUGUAAGAGUGCUUGCUUGGCUAUGCAAUCAGCUAAGUACUGUUGUACUGGAAACUAUGCCAAUCCAAACACUUGCAAGCCAACACUCUUUGCUCAUCUUUUUAAGGCUAUUUGUCCAAAGGCUUAUAGUUAUGCUUUUGAUGAUUCUACUAGCCUUAAUAAGUGUAGAGCUACUCGUUAUGUCAUCACCUUCUGCCCUCCGCAACAGUAAUUAAGAAAGUGACAAUGUGGAACUUAGGAUCACAUUACUCAUUGGAGGUCUUCAUAUAAAUAUUUAUAUGUAUACACUUUUUUAUAUUGAUCUUUUGGGUUUUGCUCUAUUGAUUAAAUAGCAGAGUAUAAUCGGUUAAAUGGUCUAUUAGAAGUUUAUGAUGCAGUGUGCCAAAGAUGGACAAAGUAAUCUUCUGGGAUGUGCAAUUUCAAUGUAAUCAACUUGUAGUCUAAUAGAAUUAUGUUUGUUAAUCACUUGGAAAUUAGUUGUAUUUGCUCAAAGUAAAAAAGGAAAAUUUGAAGGGUUUU